AUGGAGCUGGGUGGCCUCCGAAUCCCCGCGACCCUUCUUCCCUCUGCGUCGGGGGAGAGGACGACCCUCUUCGCCUCGUGCCUCCGCUUCCGCCAGCGUCUCCUCUAUGGAGCUCCCCAUCGGCCCUCUUCUGGAGCUGGGAGGUGCAGAAACAAGGCCUUGCGAGGUGGGGUGGAGAGCGACCUGGAUGGAAUGGCGACGAGUGUCGGAGAAGAAGCGACGUCGUCUUCAUCUUCUCCGUAUACUUCUGCUUCUUUCCUGUCUCUGAGUGAGAAGCCCGACCGGAACCUCGCGCUGCUUGACGACUAUGAAAUGGAGGAGCUGGAUGCUCCCGAUGGCACUCACCGGAGCGGUACUGCCGCUUCUUGCUCCGUUGCUUCAUCUCAUAGCCUGAUCUGAUGCUUCGCAGUCUCUAUCUAGAGUUCCCCAGACAAGAAUUCUCGUUACUGCUGUGUUCCGUUUUGUACCCGGCACCUCUGACAUCUUAAUGCUCUCAUGAUCUCCGCCAUGAGAGGAGGAUGCCCGUUGAUGAAUUCACCGGAGAGUAAAUGUGUUUUUUCUUCUAUUCCCGAUUUAUUCGCUGGGAAUUAGUAUCCGUUACGACUUCCCCUCGAUACCCUGCAACUCUGAUUAAUCGUUACUUACAUAUCUGUGCUCCUUGCCAAGCUAUCUUACCUAAUGUUCAAUUUUAAUUUGCCUGCUGAGCACUAUUCUAUCCAUGGCUGCCCCGUCUCUCUUAUUCCCUGGGCUAGUUGGAAGUAACGGCAGGAUGCAUAGGUUACUAUCGAGUCUUCAACUGGAAGGAGAAAGUGUCCAGAAGAAGAUGUGUGCAUGAGAUUGACAGGGCCUCGGCCUUGGUUGAUUUUAUUAUGCUUCGCAUUCCUUUUCGCUUGAACUAUAGUAUUCACCUUUAGAUGCUCUUUGGUACUCUGCAUUCUUCUUUUCCGAUGCAUUCGUUUUUCUAUACUUUCCUUCUCGUGGGCUUUGACAUUUCAAUUGUAAUCUCGGUAGAACUUUUUCAGUAUUCCCGUCAGAUCCUCUUGGGUAUCACUAUAUAUAUCUUGCAAACAAGAUAUCGUGAGCAUUUUGAUGUUCAUCAUGUCGAAGGUUACUGACUUUAUUCUUUGUACCACUUUGAGAAAGUUGAUAUAGGGCAACGUCUUCCAAUGUAAAUCGGGCAAAUCAGCUGGUUUGAUUGAAUCGAUUGUAAUUAUUUGGAGCAGAAAUGUCUGAUCACAGUAAAAGUUUUGAUGCAAGCUUUUAUUCAGUAAAAGAAUUCAAUGCUAAUGACAGCAGUUGCCGGCACACUUUCACAUUAUUCUUCUCCCUGCAUGUUCCAAGGUCCAUCUCCCUGCAGCAAUCAUUUAGGCUGACUAUCCAUUUGCUGACUUCUUGAGCGCUUUGAGAACCACCCAAAGUUGAGCUACAAACAUGGAAACCUUGAAAAAAAUUCAACGAUCUGCAAUAAAUCUGUGAUCUAAUAAGUGGAGAAAAGCUGAGUGAAUGUCUAUCGGUAUUGAUGUUGGUAGUCAAAGCAACAUCGGAUGGGAAGGUGAGGAGCAUGAGGAACAGUCUAUUAAUGGGGAGCCAGAGGAUCUGUUUUCACAGAGAAGAUGCUCAGUGAAGGAGAAGAUUCUGAUGAAAGGAUUCAAGUGAUCUGAAGACAUUGGAACAGCCUAGUAAAGGUGUAAUUCCGGAUCUGUGGUGGAGAAGAAGGAUGGGAAGGCAGGAAUAUUGACCAGCCAACUCCCAACUUUCCACUGUGAGAGAUGGAGAUCGUGAAGAUGCUGUAGAUGACAUCUCGCAAGGAAGAAACCUACACAAUACCAUUUUUAUAGAUCAUCCCAAUGUCCUGCUGCAAAUCUCUUUUUCAGCAGAUAAGAGUUUGGUUACGAUGAAUUUAGAGAUAAUAUGGACAGAUCGACGAGUAGAACCUCUUCCUAAACAAUUCCUAAUUGGAUAAAGUUACUCCUGAAUCAUAAUCUCCAGUCCUAUGAAAUUUCCUUUCGCUAAAGAAGUUAUUAUUGAUGGAACUAGGAAAGUUUUGAAGCCCAUUUGGAUAAAAUCUCCGGAUGGAAAUAAGUGUUAUGAGAGCCUCUCUCUGGAGAGGGCCAUGACAUAGCAGCUUUCUGGUGUGAUAGGUCAUUGUUGGGGUGAAUAAACUACUGGAUUACUAACAUAGUUACCUUAAAUUUAAUGUGCUUACUUUAUUGCAAUUAGUUAAUUAUUCAUCAGCAUCUCUGGAUUGCUUUGGCGUUAGCAACAUAGUUUCUGGUUGCACGUGUACCUCGGGGAUUAAUAGAGAUUUCACCUUGCCUUAGAAAAAGCUUAUCUUUGAGCAAAUAGUUCUGGUUACACGUCUACCUCAUACUACAUAUUGGGGAAGGUGUAGCUGUAUGUCAUCCAAUUAUCAUUCUUGUAAAUUCCAUUGUAAUAUUUAGUGAUGCCUUUUGUUUCAGAAAACUACAGCUAUAUGCCUGUUGUUUGGUUUUUACUAAGAGAUUGAGCGUGGAUGUUACACACAGGAUAUGUUGCUGUAUUAGGCAAGCCAAACGUAGGAAAAAGCACACUGUCCAAUCAAAUGGUCGGCCAGAAGCUAUCAAUUGUUACAGACAAGCCUCAGACUACACGGCAUCGAAUACUUGGCAUAUGUUCUGCUCCAGAAUACCAGGUAAUGCCCUGCCUGGGGUGUUCUCAGAAAAUCCUGAAAUAUCCAUGUUAACUAUUUGUUAUUCUGGGCAGCCUAUUACUUGUGGCUUCAUUGAGAAUGCCGCAUAAUCAUUCAUGUAAACUGUUGACUUGUUUUCAGAUGAUACUUUAUGACACCCCUGGUGUCAUUGAGAGGAAGAUGCAUAAGUUGGAUUCAAUGAUGAUGAAGAAUGUCCACAGCGCUGCAAUAAAUGCGGAUUGUGUGCUGGUGGUUGUUGAUGCUUGUAAGGAGCCUCAGAAGGUGUGCUUCUGGAACCCUAUCUAGUGAUAGAUAUAGUCUGCAUGGAGAAUGUUGUUUUCUAGUUAAAAUCAAAAAGUCGGUUAGCUGUUUUGUUAUUUUUGUGCUAUUUCGUGUGUUCGCAUUUUCUUUUUUGAUUUCUUUCUUUUGUCACCAGAUUGAUGAAGUGUUUGACGGUGUAGCGAAUCUCAAGGAUAAUCUUCCAGUUUUAUUAGUAUUGAAUAAGAAAGACCUGAUUAAACCUGGGGAGAUUGCGAAAAGACUUGAGGUUGUCUUCCUGUCUACAAUUCCUGUACACUCACAUUUAGAGCCAAUACUUUAUUUUCUUUUCUGAAAAUCAUAUUUUUAUAGUGGUAUGAGAAGUUCACUGAUGUUGAUGAAGUCAUACCUGUAAGUGCCAAGUUCGGCAAGGGUAUUGAUGAUGUCAAAGAUUGGAUUCUAUCUAAACUGCCAUUGGGACCUGCCUAUUAUCCAAAGGUGUGUAUUUCUAUCAGAAAUAUAUAUAUAUAUAUAUUGUGUAUGUGAUUCUUUAUGCUGUUCAUAUAACAAUGCUCAAUUUAUCAUUCUUACACUCUAUGACUUCCCCCGUCCUCAGUGUGGCAUUUGCAUUGUUCAGAACUGUGGAACUGUAUCAAUCCGGUCUAUUGAAAGAAUCUCUUGCGCCCAUCGUGACUGAUAAUUGUUCCAAUGACAUAAACUAUGGUAAAGAGUUUAUUUUUCUACUAUUAGAGGUAGGGCAGAAUUUGAAAGUAGAGGGCAUGAAUGCCGUUAUUAUACCAAGAUUAGAAGGCUCGACUACAAUAGAGCUAAUUUUGCCAUAAAUAUAUCCCCAUGUGUAGCUUAAUUUAUGCUGUGUGAUGUGCUUUCCCGUGACCAUUUUGACUAUUCGGAAGCAUGUCUAACUUCUUUGGCUUAGAGUUCACUUCUUCUCCAAAUGAUGGCCUGUGUGAACUUUAGUAAGUUUGCGCACAAAUAGGAUCCAAUUAUGACCAGUCGACCACAAGAGUGUACUUAUUGACUAUAUGUUUGUGCAAAAUACGCAAAUCAAGCAUGCUAUUUAUGGUAAAAUAACGCUAUAUAUUCUCACUUAUAGUGAAGAGUAAAUCAGUUCGGCUCUACAGUUUUUUGUAUGCAUGUUCACAUAGAUCGUACAUAUGACUAACGGGAAAAUCUCCACUAGAUUAUCAAGUACAAGCAAUCCUUUCACCUGUUUGAGCAACUGAUUUACAUGGUUUUCUCUGUAUGGAUAACAAAUCAUUCUACUUUGUCUCACAUCAUGGCUCAGAAAUUGGAAAAAAUGCAGCUAGAUUAUAUAAACUCUCUCCAAUUCUGAUGUCCAUCAGUCUCUAACCCGAAAUCUCUCAUAGAUUCUAAUUUUUUUCCUAAAUAUAUUUUUUCUAAGUAUAAUAAAUUCAUCUUGCACCAAGCUGCAAUGAGUUAAAAAAAAAAAGUUUAAGUAAACUUCAUGCCUGGAGCACCCACCCUUCUGGAAAAAAAUUGUAAACGGCGAGUUGAAUUUAUUUUAUGGAUGCGUGGUGCCUUCCACUGGGUUUUCAGGAUAUCACCAGCGAGCAUCCUGAGAGAUUUUUUGUGGCUGAAAUCGUUAGAGAGAAGAUAUUCAUGCAGUACAGAAACGAAGUGCCAUAUGCAUGCCAGGUACUUGUACGAUAGGAAUCUCCUUCCAAGGUUAUUCAUAAUAUUUUCUCUCUUCUCUCUUACAAGCAUUCCUCCAAUGGGAAUAUAAUUUAAGAAUAUUUUGCCUGCAGGUUAAUGUCGUCAACUACAUCAGCAGGCCUACCUCAAAGGAUUAUGUGGUGGUUGAGAUUGUUGUAGAGAAGAAUUCACAGAAGAUCAUUCUCAUUGGCAAAGUAUGCUUAUAUUUUUUAAAACCUGGGCCCUUGUUCUUGUAGUUCUUAGCCACCACUUCAUGGUUACUUAUAGGUUUCUCUGGAUCAUACAACUUCAGGACAUUGAGAUUUCUCUCUAGUUUCUUUUCUUCCUUGUUAAACUUCAGACACUGGUUAUAUAUAUAGUGUAAUGUUAGUGAUGCAACAAACCCAAACCCUUCUUUUGAUUCUAUGAUCCACUCUUUAAUAAUCAUAGGUGGGUUGGCCCUCAGAUUUCGUCUCAAUGAACAAGAAAAACUCUUUUCUUUCUUCUGCAUCAUUUUUAUUUGCUAUAUUUUGAUUCUAGGGACUCAUUGACCACAGUCUAUGAUGAUAUUAUUUGUUGCUUUUUCAGGAAGGAAAGGCCCUCAAGCUCUUGGCGACUGCUGCAAGGCUUGAUAUUGAGGAUUUCCUGCAGAAGAAGGUCUUCCUCGAGGUUCAUGCUUAGACUCUCUGCCAAAUCUGUACAACUCUCGGACAUGUCUUUUCGUCAAAAUCUCCGUUGACUUUGUUAACUACUCUUUGAUGCACCAGGUGGAGGUGAAGGUGAAGGCAAAUUGGCGGCAGGAUGAGGGCCUUUUGAAACGCUAUGGUUACGGUGGCCAAAUCCAAGUUCGGUGA
Spirodela intermedia is the source of this 5454-nucleotide messenger RNA. The record is from the annotation of a GenBank genome assembly. NCBI's taxonomy places the organism in Eukaryota, Viridiplantae, Streptophyta, Magnoliopsida, Alismatales, Araceae.